Cucumis melo (muskmelon) is the source of this 1701-nucleotide messenger RNA. RefSeq lists its product as uncharacterized. The transcript has 13 exons. The coding region runs from base 217 to 1377 and encodes 386 amino acids. Lineage: Eukaryota; Viridiplantae; Streptophyta; Magnoliopsida; Cucurbitales; Cucurbitaceae. The record is from RefSeq and is a predicted model, not a curated record. Gene Ontology annotation, cellular component: endoplasmic reticulum; COPII-coated ER to Golgi transport vesicle.
UGGGUUCCCUAUGUUCACCGUAUACGGCGAAGCAACCCAAGUCUACAACGAAGCACAAAUCGCGUACCGCAAAUCUAUGCAAUUCCCGACUAUUCCGCCAUUCCUACAUUUCUCGAUUUAGUCAAAUCAAUUUCUAUAUAUGUUACUCUUCUUUUUCUGAUUUCUUCGGAAUUCCUAUUCCGAACCCUUCAAUAUUCAUACUUUGUUGCUUUAUCCAUGGAUGCCAUCUUCAACAAGCUCCGGAAUUUGGAUGCUUACCCUAAAAUCAAUGAAGAUUUCUAUAGGCGCACCUUUUCUGGUGGUUUAAUCACCCUCGCUUCCUCCUUUUUCAUGCUCUUCCUCUUCUUCUCUGAGCUAAGAAUGUACCUCCAUGCUAAAACUGAGACACAGCUGGUAGUAGAUACAUCAAGGGGAGGAAAAUUACACAUAAAUUUUGAUUUGAGUUUUCCUUCGAUUCCGUGUUCUAUACUCAGUCUUGAUGCCAUAGAUAUCAGUGGAGAGCAGCAUCUUGAUAUUAGACAUAAUAUAAUCAAGAAAAGAAUUGACCAUCAUGGAAACGUUAUAGAAGCCAGACCAGAUGGCAUUGGUGCACCUAAGAUUGAGAAACCAUUGCAGAGGCAUGGUGGCAGGCUGGAGCACAAUGAAACGUAUUGUGGUUCAUGUUUUGGAGCAGAAGCGUCUGAUGAUGAUUGUUGUAAUUCAUGUGAAGAAGUUCGUGAAGCAUACAGACAGAAAGGUUGGGCUAUUACCAAUCAAGAUUUGAUAGAUCAGUGCCAAAGAGAAGAUUUCAUACAGAAGGUAAAGGAUGAAGAAGGUGAAGGGUGUAAUAUCGAAGGUACUCUUGAAGUUAAUAAAGUAGCUGGAAGCUUCCACUUUGUGCCUGGAAAAAGCUUUCAUCAGUCAAGUUUCAAUUUUCUUGGGCUGCUUGCUUUGCAAACAAGCGAUUAUAAUGUAAGUCACAGAAUAAACAGAUUAGCUUUUGGCGACCACUAUGAUGGCUUGGUAAAUCCCCUUGAUGGUGUGCAUUGGGAAUAUAAUGAACAGAACGUCAUGCACCAGUACUUUGUCAAGGUGGUUCCAACUAUAUAUAAAAACAUCAGAGGUCGUACUGUUCAUUCAAAUCAGUACUCUGUAACGGAGCAUUUUAAGAGUGUGGAGUUCGGAAGUUCUCAGUCUAUACCUGGAGUCUUCUUCUAUUAUGACCUUUCUCCUGUUAAGGUGACAUAUACUGAGGAGCAUGUUCCAUUUUUACACUUCAUGACACACAUUUGUGCCAUAAUUGGAGGUAUUUUCAGCGUUGCAGGAAUUGUAGAUGCAUUCAUAUAUCACGGUCAAAGAAAAAUGAAGAAGAAGGUCGAAAUCGGAAAAUUUGGUUGAUGUCUCAAGUUCCCUUUCACGUCAGUCCACUUUUGAUCAAGCUGAUGCAAAUUCAUAUGAGAAUCAAAAUACAAUUCUGUCCAUCAUUUGGGUGUUCUGAAAGUAGUAUUAUUUAUAUUUCAUGGAAUUAGAUUCAUUUCCAAACAGAGGUUGAAAUCAUGUUCUCUUUGACAUAACACCACACAAGUGAAAAAAAAAAAAGAAAAAAGUAACAUUAGUGUAAGAUACAAGAAAUUUCACCCAUUACUCCUGAUCAUUUGUAAAUUUCUAUACAACAUGGGAUUUUAUUGAUAUUGCGAUUGAGAAUUUUGAGAUUCAUCUUCA